CUGAUUGGUCAGGGCCGCCCGGACAGCAAUGGUCGGUUAAGCCAGCAACAUAUUUGUGUUCCUGUGACAAGGAACAGCGAAGGAAAAAAAAACUGAAGAAGUUUCCGUAAAAUAUAUUUAUAAAUAUUUGUAUUUUAUAUAAGUAUUUUUUUUAUUUUAACUGCACACCUCGUCGUGUAUUUUAACCCCCCCGCUGCCUGAGAAGAAGUCAUUCUGAAGAUGAACUCCAAUGUGGAGAAUCUACCCCCCCACGUGCUACGCUUGGUCUACAAAGAGGUUUCAGCUUUAGUGGCAGACCCACCAGAGGGCAUAAAGAUCUAUCCCAGCGAUGAGGACAUAACAGAACUGCACACAGCCAUCGAAGGGCCAGAGGGAACUCCGUUUGCCGGCGGCGUUUUCCGAAUGCGCCUGGUCCUGGGCAAGGACUUCCCCGCCGUGCCGCCCAAGGGCUACUUCCUCACCAAGAUUUUCCACCCCAACGUCGGCCACAAAGGAGAAAUCUGCGUCAACGUCCUGAAGAGGGACUGGAAGGCGGAGCUUGGCCUCCGACACGUCUUACUGACUAUCAAGUGUCUUCUCAUCCAUCCCAACCCGGAGUCGGCCCUCAACGAGGAGGCGGGGCGCCUGCUCCUGGAGGACUAUGCGGAGUACGAGGCCCGCGCCCGUCUGCUCACAGAGAUACACGCCAUGGCGGGGCCCGGCGACCUCCCGGGGGCCGCCCAGGACCCCCAUGACAGCCCCCAGCCCAAGAAGCACGCGGGGGACCUCGCCAAGAGGGCGGGAGGCGGGGCGCCCGCGGUGCCCGCCGCCCUCGGGAACGGCGCCAGCGGGCCCAGCGUGAGCGUCAGCAGCAGCACGUCCAGCAGCAGCGUGGCCGUGAAGAAGAAAGCGGAUAAAAAGCGAGCGUUGAGGCGACUUUAAUGCUGCUGUGACCGUUGUUGGGUGAGUGUGUGUGCGUGUAUGUGUGUGUGUGUGUGUGCGUGCGUGCGUGUGUGUGCGUGCGCGCGCCCGUGUAAAUACCAAUAUCAAAGUUGCUCCUUUUUGGUUUUCCCUCUUUUAAAGGAACCACGCAGACUGUCCACUUUGUACCGUAGCUUUUUGACUUCCUCAUGCUAAAAGUCAUAAUAAAAUGAUGAAAUACGUCACUUUAA
Messenger RNA from Nerophis ophidion (straightnose pipefish), 1151 nucleotides. RefSeq names its product ubiquitin-conjugating enzyme E2S (gene ube2s). The record is from RefSeq and is a predicted model, not a curated record. NCBI's taxonomy places the organism in Eukaryota, Metazoa, Chordata, Actinopteri, Syngnathiformes, Syngnathidae. The transcript is spliced from 4 exons. The coding region runs from base 220 to 921 and encodes 233 amino acids.